This is a messenger RNA of Ooceraea biroi (clonal raider ant), 934 nucleotides long. RefSeq names its product peptidyl-tRNA hydrolase 2, mitochondrial. The record is from RefSeq and is a predicted model, not a curated record. Gene Ontology annotation, cellular component: cytosol. Lineage: Eukaryota; Metazoa; Arthropoda; Insecta; Hymenoptera; Formicidae. Gene Ontology annotation, molecular function: peptidyl-tRNA hydrolase activity.
AUGCCAGUGACGAUUAAUAAUUUCUAAUUCAGAUAUGUACAUUUUCAAAUUUCAUCAUUGAUUUUUUACUAAUGGAAAAUAUGUAUAACAUCAUGGAAAUAAUUCUCCCAUAUGCCACGGACUCAAGAGUAAUAUUUGCAGUAGGAUCUGUGUUUGGUUAUUCUUUGUGUAAAUUCAUGACUAUGGCAAAGAGAAGAAGAAAUUAUAGGAAGAAAUCUUCGGAAGAGUCUGAUACAGAAUCUUCUGAAACAGAUAGUAAUGACGCAGUGGAGUACACAGAUGAAUAUGACAAUUACAAGUUAGUUCUAUUGAUUAGAACAGAUUUGAAAAUGGGAAAGGGAAAAGUAGCGGCGCAAUGUUCUCAUGCAGCUGUCGCAGCGUACAAGUCUGCCACAAAAUAUCCAAAAAUCUUGAGAGCUUGGGUGGAAUCUGGCCAGCCUAAGAUCACUCUUAAGGUGGAUAGUGAAAAUGAACUCUUAACCUUGGCAGCGAAGGCAAAAUCCACCGGUUUAUUAUCAAAUGUCAUAAGAGAUGCAGGGCAUACGCAGAUACCAGCAGGAAGUGUAACAGUAUGUGCAGUUGGACCAGGUCCAGCAAAAUUCGUAGACAAAGUAACUGGUCGUUUGAAGCUAUUUUAAUUGUUGAAUAAAAAUUGAUCAUCCACACUCAUUUGGAUCUACAUGUAUAUAUUUUUAGCGAUCUCAUUAUUCACUAUUUAAAUUAUCAGUCUGUCGAGUAUGACAUUCCAAUCAUUAUGUGCACAUAGUGCGUAAGAAACGUCAACUUUAAACUUGUUGCACGUGUGUGUGUACACAUAUACACACACAUACACACACACACUAGAAAGCUAAUAUUACAUGAUCUUUAUUGUCUUUUUUUAUGCUGUUAAAUAGAUUUUUGAAAUUAUAAAUUCUUCUGAAUAUAGGUAUGUAAA